Messenger RNA from Anguilla rostrata (American eel), 1712 nucleotides. Its product is annotated as RNA-binding motif protein, X chromosome-like. Bases 86 to 1333 code for a protein of 415 amino acids. The transcript has 9 exons. Lineage: Eukaryota; Metazoa; Chordata; Actinopteri; Anguilliformes; Anguillidae. The record is from RefSeq and is a predicted model, not a curated record. Gene Ontology annotation, cellular component: spliceosomal complex. Gene Ontology annotation, biological process: positive regulation of mRNA splicing, via spliceosome. Gene Ontology annotation, molecular function: RNA binding.
CCUUAACGAGAACCACCGAAGAAAAAUUCGUCAUUUCCGGGGCAGGAUAGUGUGACGAACAGACACGUGAUCAGUAUAAAAACACAUGAGCCUUUGUUUGCCUCCUGUUGCGCACCGUCUAUUCUGGGAGUUUAGAUUUUACAGAGACGCAAUUAUGGUAGAGGCAGACCGACCAGGGAAACUCUUCAUCGGUGGGCUCAACACCGAGACUAACGAGAAGGCCCUUGAGCAAUAUUUCGGCAAAUAUGGCAGAAUAGUUGAAGUGCUGUUAAUGAAAGAUCGUGAAACAAACAAGUCGAGAGGUUUUGCUUUUGUGACUUUCGAGAACCCGGCUGAUGCAAAGGAUGCUGUUCGGGAAAUGAAUGGGAAGUCCCUCGAUGGUAAGCCAAUCAAAGUAGAGCAAGCCACAAAGCCCCAGUUUGAGUCCGGAGGCCGGCGUGGCCCACCGUCCCUGCAUCGCGGCCUGCCGAGAGGUCCACGGGGUUCCAGAGGAGGACUGAGUGACAUGAGAGGCCCACCAGACAGAGGGAUUCCAGAUCCCUUUUACAAGGGGAUGUCUUCCAGAGGUCCGCCCCCAAUGAAAAGAGGACCCCCAAUUCACAACGGAGGGCCGCCACCCAAGAGGCCAGCGCCAUCCGGACCAAUGGGCAGGCCUCCCAUGUCCAGGGACAGAGACCCCUACGGUCCUCCACCCCCCCGCAGGGACUCCAUGCUCUCACGGAGGGACGACUACCCUUCACCCAGGGACGACCAUUACAGCAGUAAAGACAGCUACUCCAGUCGGGACUACAUGAGCUCGAGGGACACCAGAGACUACGCACCACCCCCCCGGGACUACAGCUACCGGGAAUACCCACAUUCCAGUUCCCGUGAUGAGUACGGGUCCAUGUCGCGGGGCUACAGCGACCGUGACGGUGGCUACAGUGGAGGACGAGAGCCACGGGGCUACAUGGAUCGGCCCAGCUCAGGCUCCUACAGAGAACCUUACGAUGGCUACGGUAACUCUCGCAGCGCCCCGCCCUCGCGGGGCCCCCCUCCAUCCUACGGUGGGAGUGGCGGAAGCAGUCGCUAUGACGACUAUGGCAGCAGUUCCCGGGACGGAUACGGCGGUCGCGACAGUUACCCCGGCAGCCGGAGCGACCCGUACUCCGCUAGCCGCGGCGAGCGAAUGGGCAGACUGGAGCGGGGGCCGGCCCCCCCGCCCAUCGAGAGAGGCUACCCUCCUCGCGAUGCGUAUGGCAGCUCGAGCCGCGGGGCGCCCCGCGGUGGCGGGCGUGGCGGCGGCGGCGGAAGCAGCCGGGUCGAUCACGGGCUCGCUCGCAGCAGAUACUGAAAUGGACUUACGGAAGGAAGAACGGAGAGGCCUCGGACUGUGCUCUUUUUUUUUUUUUUCUUUUUUUUGUGUGUUUGAUUUUUUAUUUUUACGUUCAUUUUUGCAAAGGAGGAAACGAAAGGAAAGAACCAAGAGGGACGUUAAAAUUGUGGAUAAAAGCUAAAAGACGAGCUUCCUACCCCCUCCAAAGGUUUCACUGUUUCUUUUGAGAAGUUACGUGUUGAAUAAGUUUUAUAUUUCUCCCCCUACCCUCCUGUAUGGUAGUACUGUUGCCAUUUUAAGUGAGUGUUCAGUUUUGUUUUUUUUGUACAUUAGUGCUAUUAUCCUGCAAAUCCCUGGAAUAAUGCCUUUCAUUUAUUAAUAAAAGUUUUUAAUCAAC